CCGCCGCCGCCUCAGCCGCCGCUGGACGAGGAGCAGCAGAACAUGGCGCCGGGGCCGCCGUCGCCGCUGCUGGGAUCCUGGAGGCCGGAGCCGCGCUGAGGGCGCCCAGCUGGAAGAAAUGUUUACUAUUUGGCGAUGAAAAAGUGGUGAAAACUGACCUCAUACUGGUAUACAAACACUAUGGGACCUGACAGUCUUGCUGCAUGGGCAGCCGGCCCCCACUGAUAAUGUGGGGAAGCCAUCAGGUCCACUGGAAAACACUAAUCUGAUCUUGGAAGUGGCUGGUUGUGGCAGGAUGUGUCGACGAUGAUGAUGGCAAGAAAGCAAGAUGUCCGCAUUCCCACCUACAACAUCAGUGUGGUGGGAUUGUCUGGGACCGAGAAGGAGAAGGGCCAGUGUGGCAUUGGGAAGUCUUGUCUCUGCAACCGCUUUGUGCGCCCGAGUGCUGAUGAAUUUCACUUGGACCAUACCUCUGUCCUCAGCACCAGUGACUUUGGUGGGCGAGUGGUCAAUAAUGACCACUUUCUCUACUGGGGAGAAGUUAGCCGUUCCCUGGAGGAUUGUGUGGAAUGUAAGAUGCACAUUGUGGAACAGACUGAGUUCAUCGAUGAUCAGACUUUUCAACCUCAUCGAAGCACGGCCCUGCAGCCCUAUAUUAAGAGAGCUGCUGCAACCAAGCUCGCAUCAGCUGAAAAACUCAUGUACUUUUGCACUGACCAGCUGGGGCUGGAGCAGGACUUUGAGCAGAAACAAAUGCCAGAUGGAAAGCUGCUGAUUGAUGGUUUUCUUCUUGGUAUUGACGUUAGCAGGGGCAUGAAUAGGAACUUUGAUGACCAGCUCAAGUUUGUGUCCAAUCUCUACAAUCAGCUUGCAAAAACAAAAAAGCCCAUAGUGGUCGUCCUGACUAAGUGUGAUGAGGGUGUUGAGCGGUACAUUAGAGAUGCACAUACUUUUGCCUUAAGCAAAAAGAACCUCCAGGUUGUGGAGACCUCAGCAAGAUCCAAUGUAAACGUGGACUUGGCUUUCAGCACCUUAGUGCAACUCAUUGAUAAAAGUCGGGGAAAGACGAAAAUCAUUCCUUAUUUUGAGGCUCUCAAGCAGCAAAGUCAGCAGAUAGCUACGGCAAAAGACAAGUAUGAGUGGCUGGUGAGUCGUAUUGUGAAGAACCAUAACGAGAACUGGCUGAGUGUCAGCCGAAAGAUGCAGGCCUCUCCCGAGUACCAGGACUAUAUCUACCUGGAAGGGACUCAGAAAGCCAAGAAGCUGUUUCUCCAGCACAUCCACCGCCUCAAGCACGAGCACAUUGAGCGCAGGAGAAAGCUGUACCUGGCAGCCCUUCCGUUAGCUUUUGAAGCUCUUAUACCCAAUCUAGAUGAAAUAGACCACCUAAGCUGCAUAAAAACCAAAAAGCUCUUGGAGACCAAGCCAGAAUUCCUAAAGUGGUUUGUCGUGCUUGAAGAGACACCGUGGGAUGCCACCAGCCACAUUGACAACAUGGAGAAUGAACGGAUUCCCUUUGACUUGAUGGAUACUGUCCCUGCCGAGCAGCUGUACGAGGCCCACUUAGAAAAGCUACGGAAUGAGAGGAAAAGAGCUGAGAUGAGAAGGGCAUUUAAAGAAAACCUGGAGACCUCUCCCUUCAUAACUCCGGGAAAGCCUUGGGAAGAGGCCCGUAGUUUUAUUAUGAAUGAAGAUUUCUACCAGUGGCUGGAAGAAUCUGUAUACAUGGAUAUUUACGGCAAACACCAAAAGCAAAUUAUAGACAAAGCAAAGGAAGAGUUUCAGGAGCUGCUUUUGGAAUAUUCAGAAUUGUUUUAUGAGCUGGAGCUGGAUGCUAAGCCCAGCAAGGAGAAGAUGGGUGUCAUUCAGGAUGUUCUGGGGGAGGAACAGCGAUUUAAAGCAUUACAGAAGCUCCAAGCAGAGCGCGAUGCCCUUAUCCUGAAGCACAUUCAUUUUGUGUAUCACCCAACCAAGGAAACAUGCCCUAGCUGCCCAGCUUGUGUGGAUGCUAAGAUUGAGCACUUGAUUAGUUCUCGGUUUAUCCGGCCAUCUGACCGGAAUCAGAAAAAUUCACUCUCUGACCCCAACAUCGAUAGGAUCAACUUGGUUAUCUUGGGCAAAGAUGGCCUUGCACGUGAGUUGGCCAAUGAGAUUCGAGCUCUUUGUACAAAUGAUGACAAGUAUGUGAUAGAUGGUAAAAUGUAUGAGCUUUCCCUGAGGCCAAUAGAAGGGAAUGUUAGGCUUCCUGUGAACUCUUUUCAAACGCCAACAUUUCAGCCCCAUGGCUGUCUCUGCCUUUACAAUUCAAAGGAAUCUCUAUCCUAUGUAGUGGAGAGUAUAGAGAAGAGUAGAGAGUCCACACUUGGCAGGCGAGAUAAUCAUUUAGUCCAUCUCCCCCUGACGUUAAUCUUGGUUAACAAGAGAGGAGAUACCAGUGGAGAGACCCUACAUAGCUUAAUACAACAAGGUCAGCAGAUUGCCAGCAAACUGCAGUGUGUCUUUCUCGACCCUGCUUCUGCUGGCAUCGGUUAUGGACGCAACAUUAAUGAAAAGCAAAUCAGUCAAGUUUUGAAAGGACUCCUGGACUCCAAGCGUAACUUAAACCUGGUCAGUUCUACUGCUAGCAUCAAAGAUCUGGCUGAUGUUGACCUGCGAAUUGUCAUGUGUCUGAUGUGUGGAGAUCCUUUCAGUGCAGAUGACAUACUCUUUCCUGUCCUUCAGUCCCAAACCUGUAAGUCUUCCCAUUGUGGAAGCAACAACUCUGUUUUACUUGAACUACCAAUCGGACUCCACAAGAAGCGCAUUGAACUGUCUAUUCUUUCGUACCAUUCCUCAUUUAGCAUCAGAAAAAGCCGGUUGGUCCAUGGGUACAUUGUUUUUUAUUCAGCCAAACGUAAGGCCUCCUUGGCUAUGUUACGUGCCUUUCUUUGUGAAGUGCAGGAUAUUAUCCCCAUUCAGCUGGUUGCACUCACUGAUGGCGCUAUAGAUGUCCUGGACAAUGACUUAAGUCGGGAGCAGUUGAGUGAGGGGGAGGAGAUUGCUCAAGAAAUUGACGGAAGGUUCACAAGCAUCCCCUGUAGCCAACCCCAGCAUAAACUUGAGAUCUUCCACCCAUUUUUUAAAGAUGUGGUGGAUAAAAAGAACAUAAUCGAGGCUACUCAUAUGUACGAUAAUGCUGCCGAGGCCUGUAGCACCACGGAAGAGGUGUUUAACUCCCCCCGAGCGGGCUCUCCACUCUGCAACUCAAACCUGCAGGAUUCAGAAGAGGAUAUUGAGCCCCCUUCUUACAGCUUGUUUCGAGAAGACACAUCACUACCCUCUCUGUCCAAAGACCAUUCUAAACUCUCUAUGGAACUGGAGGGAAAUGAUGGGCUGUCUUUCAUUAUGAGUAAUUUUGAAAGUAAACUGAACAACAAAGUACCUCCACCAGUCAAACCAAAGCCUCCUGUCCAUUUUGAUAUUACAAAGGGGGAUCUGUCUUAUUUAGACCAAGGCCAUAGAGAUGGACAGAGGAAGUCUGUGUCUUCUAGCACCUGGCUACCUCCGGAUGGGUUUGAUCCUUCUGAUUAUGCUGAACCCAUGGAUGCUGUGGUCAAGCCAAGGAAUGAAGAAGAAAACAUAUACUCAGUGCCCCAUGACAGCACCCAAGGCAAAAUCAUCACCAUUCGGAAUAUCAACAAAGCCCAGUCCAAUGGCAGUGGCAAUGGCUCUGACAGUGAAAUGGACACCAGCUCUCUGGAGCGAGGCCGCAAGGUCUCCAUCGUGAGCAAGCCAGUGCUGUACAGGACGAGAUGCAGCCGGCUAGGGAGGUUUGCCAGUUACCGAACCAGCUUCAGUGUGGGGAGCGAUGAUGAGCUGGGGCCCAUCCGGAAAAAAGAGGAGGAUCAGGCAUCUCAAGGUUAUAAAGGGGACAAUGCCGUCAUUCCCUAUGAGACAGACGAAGAUCCAAGGAGGAGGAAUAUUCUUCGCAGUCUAAGGAGGAACACUAAGAAACCAAAGCCCAAACCCCGGCCAUCCAUCACAAAGGCAACCUGGGAGAGUAACUAUUUUGGGGUGCCCUUGACAACUGUCGUGACCCCAGAGAAGCCCAUCCCUGUGUUUAUCGAGCGAUGUAUUGAGUACAUUGAAGCUACAGGAUUGAGCACUGAAGGCAUCUACCGGGUCAGCGGGAAUAAGUCUGAGAUGGAGAGUCUGCAGAGACAGUUCGACCAAGACCACAACCUGGACUUGGCAGAGAAAGACUUUACAGUGAAUACCGUGGCUGGUGCCAUGAAGAGCUUUUUCUCAGAGCUGCCAGACCCCCUGGUCCCGUACAACAUGCAGAUUGAUCUGGUGGAGGCUCACAAAAUCAAUGACCGGGAGCAGAAGUUACAUGCCCUUAAGGAGGUACUCAAGAAAUUUCCAAAGGAAAACCAUGAAGUCUUCAAAUAUGUCAUCUCUCACCUGAACAAAGUCAGCCACAACAACAAGGUGAAUCUCAUGACCAGUGAGAACCUUUCCAUCUGCUUCUGGCCCACCUUGAUGAGACCCGACUUCAGCACCAUGGACGCCCUCACGGCCACGAGGACCUACCAGACAAUCAUUGAGCUCUUCAUCCAACAGUGCCCCUUCUUCUUCCACAAUCGGCCCAUCAGUGAGCCUCCUGGUGCCACGCCCAGCUCCCCCUCUGCCGUGGCUUCCACCGUCCCCUUCCUCACCUCCACACCUGUCACGAGUCAGCCAUCACCCCCCCAAUCCCCUCCGCCCACCCCCCAGUCCCCCAUGCAGGCCCUGCUCCCCUCCCAGCUUCAAGCAGAACACACGCUGUGAGCCACCAAGGCCUGGGGCAAAAGGAGACCUUCUCUCUUCCACGGGGUGGCGUUUGGUCUUGAACAAAACCAGGUCCACUGGGGUAGGGGUGGGGAGAGUGUCCCCUCUCCCCUGUUAACCUUCUCAAGACCUCAGCGCCAGCACCAGGCCCAGUCUGCCGUGGGCUGGGCUGUCAGGCCCCCUGAGCCCGGCGCUGCAGACCUAGAGCUGUUCGCAGCCAUCAGGGGGCACCCUGCCCUUUGACUUGGACCCUUUUGAGGCCUGCACUGGCCAGGCAGUGGCCCCCGCGGCCCUCCGCACGCUCACUGCUCCCCAGACCAUCUGCCCCACCUGCCCCCGCAUACCAACCUCGGGGCAUCCACCCGCUGCUUGGACAGAGCCCCGGCCUCUGCCAACGGGAGGAGGCUCCGAGAUUUGGGCCGCCCCAGGGUGAGGCCGGCAGCCCCCGCAGAGAACAAUUCCCGUCCGUUUCAUCCGUCUCUUCCCACCUUCCAUAUCUGCACCCCCACCCCCGUUAGGUGAGCCCCUGUCCAGCAGCCUCCCCGGGAACACCCAGGCCACAGCUCUGUCAACCCAAGGUACAGUGCUGAGGGUGCUGGCCCGGCAGGUCAGAGCAGCGAGGGUGGCUGUGUGCCUGGACCACGAGUGUGUGGCUUCCUCUCCGCUUCCCACAUGCCCCCUCCCACUUCACAGGCUUUGGGGAUACAGUCCCUUUAAAACAAAGAACACUGGAAGGAACAUGGAAAAAAAUCCCCAGUAACUUACAAAA
Molecule: messenger RNA, 5578 nt
Organism: Callorhinus ursinus (northern fur seal)
Lineage: Eukaryota; Metazoa; Chordata; Mammalia; Carnivora; Otariidae
Gene: ARHGAP35
Product: Rho GTPase activating protein 35
Biological process (GO): regulation of cell size; Rho protein signal transduction; regulation of axonogenesis
Cellular component (GO): cytosol
Molecular function (GO): GTPase activity; GTP binding; GTPase activator activity
Source: RefSeq, a predicted model, not a curated record